UUUUCGCAGAUGGAUCGCCCAAAACGACAAAUAACAAAACCGCAGAGAUACCAGACGACCUCUUUUGAUGAAGCUGCCACAACUUCAAGAAAAAUUUUUGAGAGAAACAUGGCUGUGGAGGAAGAUAUCAGGGAGUUGAGAAGAAUUUUAGAAGAAAAUUCUUCAGAAAAUAUUCAUAAAGACAUUACACCUAUAUUCACACUUUACACAUCGCCACAAAGACAAAAUGAAUACAUGCAAUUACAAACACGUGCAAAAUCAUACCCAGAAUUAUCCCACAUUACACCCUCUACAUACAUAGAACAUCAACCUGUAACAUCCUUACCUAUACUUAGUAAUAAUCAAAUAAAUAUCCAUACAAAAACUAAUGCUGUUCGAAAGUUUCAGGAUCAAAGUUGGGAUGAAUGUCGCAAUGCUGAAGGUCAAGAGAUGCAGGACGAUAAAGGCGAUAGAACGGAAAAUCGGAAAAUUCACAAUCGGCUUGACCACGUACAGGCAGAAUUGAGGAAAUUAAACAAUACGAUGGAGCGUAUUUUAAGAUCCAUGCAAAAUAAUCAGAAUCGACGCCGUGCGUUGGAGAAACCAACUUGCUUGCCCAUUUCUACCGAGGCAGAGAUGUUGGAUUUUGAGUCGGCAAACGAAGACACGUAUAAACAAGUGGUGGAAUAUUUGGAAUACAUAGGAGGAUUCAACGUCAAAGAGUCGGUGAACCUGUGUUUCAAAGAAGCUAUAAAGGACAGUGUGGCAACCGCGUUCACAUGGUUUGGCCGUGAGGAAGGCCGUCAACGAGCACUGUACAAACAGCGUAUAGUACUGGCAAUUUACGACGCUGUUAGCAAUAAUCGCCACUUCAAUAAACCUAGCCGGACGGAGUUCCAGAUGUGUAUGCGCGACGCUUUGCGGGCGGCAAAACAACGCCAUAGGAUGAAUAUCCGCGAGCCACGUGAGCGACGUAUGGCCCGCAGGUUAUGGGAUGACGAGCAGGGCGAACCGCAGGAUGAAGCUAUAGAAGCGCCUAAUGAAAACAAUUAAAUGACACUUCUUGCAAGAUGUGGAGUCAUGGACCUAAAAGAGAGAAAAUAAGUAUAUAUAACAUAAGUAUUACAUGCAUGCAUAUGUAAAUAUAUAUAUAUAUAUAUCUUUACUCUAUAUAUAUAUCUCUCUCUCUUUACUUCAAAAAUCUUUACUCUAUAUAUAUCUCUC
Molecule: messenger RNA, 1203 nt
Organism: Harpegnathos saltator (Jerdon's jumping ant)
Lineage: Eukaryota; Metazoa; Arthropoda; Insecta; Hymenoptera; Formicidae
Exons: 6
Coding region: 10-1032 (340 amino acids)
Source: RefSeq, a predicted model, not a curated record